CGCACACGCGGAGCAGCAGGUCUUAGCGGACUUUGUGUCGUGAGAGGACACGUGAGAGCGGAGCAGAGGCGCGCCUGCGCUCUGGCGGCUUUGCAAAGUGUUCGCCGCGUGGGGAAGUGGAGACACAUUAGUCGUGGAGGGAACGUGGAGACAUCAGUGUGAGGAGAACAAGCACGCCGUGGAAUAACGAACAUUUCCCCAGGAAGGUGAGGGGCGAUAAAGCAGCAGUCGGAGACAUCUGAUGGAUGACAGAAUAGCACAUUUACACGACAGACACUUCAUGGACCGUGCGGAUUUUUUGGGGGUGGACUACCCCUCUCUAUACAUGUGCAAACCCAAACGCGGCAUAAAGCGGGAGGAUGGUGGGAAGGACGCUUAUAAGUUACCACACCGUUUGAUAGAGAAAAAGAGGAGAGACCGAAUCAAUGAAUGUAUCGGUCAGCUGAAGGAUCUGUUGCCAGAACAUUUAAAGCUAUCGACUCUCGGCCAUCUAGAGAAGGCGGUUGUUCUGGAAUUAACUCUGAAGCAUUUAAACGCACUGACCGCAGUCACGGAGCAGCAGCACCAGAAGAUCAUUGCUUUGCAGAACGGAGAGGGGCCGAUGAAGACGUCCAUUCACGCCGAUCUGGACGCCUUCCACUCCGGGUUCCAAACGUGUGCCAAAGAGGUCCUGCAGUACCUGAGCCAGUUCGAGAACUGGACCACACGCGAACAGAGUUGCGCCCAACUCGUCAAGCACCUCCACAAGGUCCUGUCUCAGGCCCAGUCUGGCGGGCUGCCCCUCCUCCAGCAGCAUCACCAGCUCCCCAGUGGAGACACACCACAAGACAGCCAGAAAGCUGACAACCAAGUCCCAGUCAUCCAGAGGACCCAAGGCGGGGAUGCUACCGAGAACGACACGGACACGGACAGUGGAUACGGGGGCGAGGCAGAGAAGGGUGAGGUUAAGGACAAAGAGUGCGAGGGAGGAGGCAAAGCUACCAAGAUCAAGCAGGAGUUUGGAGACGAUCGUCCUGCCAAGAAACCAAAGAUGAACUGGCCUGGGAACGGCUCCGGGGGCUCGGAUGUGGCGUUCAUGAACUCUCUGAUGGGAUUAACUGGUGUGGGACAGCAGACGCCUAUUUGCAUGCCUUUCUACUUCAUCAACCCAUCUGCCGCUGCGUCUUACAUGCCUUUUUUUGACAAAAGCAACAUGGAGAAGUGCGUGUACCCGGCGGCGGCCGCCCUCGCAUCCCCCUUUCCCUGGCUGUACCCUGCGCAAGCAUCAGCGGCCGCGGCUGCUGCAGCCUUUCCCGGCCUGUCGAUGCACUUUGGAGCUUCCUCUCCAUGCAAGGACCCCCUGCAGUGUGGAGACAAGGGUGAGGCGAGCUCACCUGAGGAGCGUGAGGAAAGUCCCGCGUGUGACGAAGGUGACGACAACAUCAUUGACGCGUCACAGGAAAGCCAGGGUGACCCACGUGACCCGUUUCCCACCUGUCAAAGCAGCUAAUUUGUCUGGGAGAUGAUGCACUCUGUUUUUGGACACAUUUGCUGUGUGAAUGCUGAGAGUCAAGCACACCAAACUUCAUAAUAAUAGUAUUUAUACUACCUGAAUAUUCCUAUUAGUCAUCCAGGAUGGGUGUACAAUUCUUUUUGGGUGUCCAAAAUACCUGACAAUGCUGGAAGAUCAUAGUACUUACUAAACAUAUUGCUCCAUAUUGCUGCCCUGUUCUGUUCACAGCCCCGAGGGGCCAUAGUUGCACAACAACUGGGUUGAUAUGAUAUGUCGUGAUGGACGAAGCAGCAUCUCUCAGUAUUCACACACAAUUGGUGAGACAAUGUCAACGAUGAAGGCUUUUUGUGUAUUUUAGCUAUCUUGACGGAUCAGUCCUGACAGCGUGUGCCUUUUGCACUUAUGCUAGGUUCAUUCAUCUGAAUGCUUAUCGACAAUGAUUGGCGUUAACGCGACGCUGCAGUCGUGUUAUGCUGCAGUUAGUUUUGUAUCCUCUUUGAUAAAAUAUUCUGACAUGGCAGCAUUGGUGCCAAACUUUGAGUACUACAGUACAAGUGCGCAAUAUCCCAAUCAGCCAGUCUCUUUGGAUGUAAGCAAAUGACCUCCGCCAAGGUUCGGAACAUGUUGGCCGCUCGGACUGUAAAUAUUCCAACCUGGAUGAAGUGGAGUUAAUCAAGAUGUAAAUGUGCACUACAUGGGUCCGUACGGCCUCGAUACCUCACCCCCCAGCAAGAGUGGGGUACUCUUGUUUGGAGAUACUCUGUUGCAGAAGUAUCACACAUAAACACAUACACUUCAAAUCCAUUUGAAAUGUACACAAAUUGGUCCAAAUUACUUUUUUCUCUGGUUCCUUUGAAGGAACAAUCCUAAAAGACGCCUUUUCUUUAGGCUGAAUAUCAAAAGAAAGCAUUUCCAUGAUGAGAUGACCCCUUUACCUGCAGGAAACAAUGUAGGAUAGCACCUUAUAGAUCUUUGAUAUUGAAUGUACCUGUAUUUUCCAAGCUGUACAAGUUUGUAAGUAGGAAGAGCUUUCCUCUCGAAAGAUGUAAAGUGCACUUUUUUCUGCUUAUACCCCGCUCCACCAACCAAAAGUGACGCGACCCAUUUGAAAUCCAACCGUCCGCGUUGAACUUUUCUUGUUUUCUGAUGUUUUGCUGCCUUGAAACAAACACGUGUCAUGUUACUCUUCUCUCAUGAUCCAUUCCCAUCAUUGUCACGACCAGACUAUCCUUCUGUGUUAUACCCUGUCAUGAUGUAAAAUUGUGGUCAUAGGACCGUCAUUCGAGAAAAAAAAAAAAAAUCCUGCAAGUUCAGUGAUGUUUAGCUUUUUGAAUACGUUUCACAUGUGAUCGAGUGCAGAUGAUUUCCGCUUUGUGUUUGGAAAACAUUGCUUUUGUAGUUUUCUUCAGCUGUCUCGCCUCAAACCAACUGUUCUAGAAAGUGGCAUGUAUGUCUGUAAAUAAUCUUUUGUGAAUGUACUAUAAACAUAUAUGUCUAUGUCGGUGUUGUGGACGUCUUUGGAUUUUCUUUUUUUUUUUAAGAUUUCACUGAGCAGUUGUUGCACAUAUUGUUGCUUUACACACAUUAUGCUGUUAUAAAUUAUUGCUGAUGAGUUGAAAAAAUAAAUAUCAAAACUAU
Dunckerocampus dactyliophorus (ringed pipefish) is the source of this 3130-nucleotide messenger RNA. It is a transcript of the gene bhlhe41, whose product is annotated as basic helix-loop-helix family, member e41. Gene Ontology annotation, cellular component: nucleus. Gene Ontology annotation, biological process: circadian regulation of gene expression; regulation of neurogenesis; regulation of transcription by RNA polymerase II. Lineage: Eukaryota; Metazoa; Chordata; Actinopteri; Syngnathiformes; Syngnathidae. The coding region runs from base 242 to 1489 and encodes 415 amino acids. The transcript has 5 exons. Gene Ontology annotation, molecular function: RNA polymerase II cis-regulatory region sequence-specific DNA binding; protein dimerization activity; DNA-binding transcription factor activity, RNA polymerase II-specific. The record is from RefSeq and is a predicted model, not a curated record.